ACGGAGCUGCGCUGUACAACCCGUAUAGAUUUACCUGACGGACGGCUUGAUGCAAAUGGCCUGCAGUUCGGCUGUGUCGUGGGCCUCGAUUUUGCAAACGUUUGUUCCGUGACCCUCGGGUCCAGCCGUCACAGCUUGAACCAAACGGAGAUAGCCAUAUAGUCCGGUGAUUCUCAAUCACACUGGUUCAACUUAGGGGAAGUCACACAAGGGAUCGACAUUCUUGAGGAUAAUCUUGGUGCUGGUUCUACAAGAUCAAGUUUGGGUCGGUACUUCUUCACCUCGGACACUAUAAGCGCAACGACUCAGGUGUUAGCAUAGGGUGAUUCUAUUCUCAACUAUCGAUGCGUCGACAACAAGUCCAGUAUAAAGGCAUGAAUGGACAAAGCACGCAGUCCCAUCAUCACCCAGGGUCGUCGAUGCAUGUCACGGGCGGAUGCGGGACAGCGACCACAAGAUGUAAAAGAGCCACCCAUAUUCGUCACAAACUGGGCUGGACGGAAUGAGUGCAAAAUCCAGGAGAACAAACCCAUCACCGAUGGAUCGAUAGUUUUCACGCUUGUUGUACCCGAAAAAAAUAAGACAGCAGAUCGACCGUAUCAUUUCUCGUGUCGACGAGUAACAGCACAAUUCGACGUGCCACCUUUAUUUUCACAGGGAUGUGAAAGCUGCAUUAAAUAUGGCCUUAUUGAUAUUUUGUAUGCUCAUUUAUCGACAACGACCGCGCUGCUUUAUCCGGCCAUCAUUUUGAUUAGCUCACCAACAACAGCAACAACAAUAAGAAUGACACCAGCUACAAGGAGAAGAAGGACUAGAUUGAAACGGUCUCUUUCGACAAAUGGACAGGACAGUCAUGGCCGCUGUACAUAUUGGUAAGAUGGAAAAAAAGUAACGGCAUGAAAGGGUACGGAGCUAUUGCACAACUUAUUCUUACUGACUUGGAGUUUAUUCUUCAUAUUCUAACUUUUUUGGAUGUACUUGCUC
Molecule: messenger RNA, 984 nt
Organism: Zychaea mexicana
Lineage: Eukaryota; Fungi; Mucoromycota; Mucoromycetes; Mucorales; Lichtheimiaceae
Exons: 1
Coding region: 379-876 (165 amino acids)
Source: RefSeq, a predicted model, not a curated record